Stylophora pistillata is the source of this 1355-nucleotide messenger RNA. RefSeq lists its product as uncharacterized. The record is from RefSeq and is a predicted model, not a curated record. NCBI's taxonomy places the organism in Eukaryota, Metazoa, Cnidaria, Anthozoa, Scleractinia, Pocilloporidae.
UUAUUAAAGCGCCACCCGUUUUAUUCUCCUUGCUUACAAGAUCUACGGUUAAUGUUCACGGAGAUCCAUCUGACCUCGGGUAGACGCGGUUAAAAGAAACUCCAGAUCCAAACGCUCUUUUGAAUAAUGCUGAAUUGUUUCUAAAGAAAUGGAAAAAUGUUGAAAGCAACAAAGGGAAGCCUAUCUUACCAGAGGAAGCAUUGAAGGAGGUGUAGAAAAUCAAGGAACACAUGAGGAAAGGCUGUUUGUAAGGAAUUGCCCCGGGAAGAGGAACUAACAGAAAUGAAGUACUACACAGAUGGAUCGGUCAUCUUUUUAGUGGUAGUAGAGUGGGAGUUCGUCUCGCUUAUGCUCUGUUGAUGAUAGUAUUCGAUCGCAGAAAUCACAAGGACAGAAAGUCAUCGUGCGUACUUCCAGAGGAAACCGGUGUGCUUCACGAAAGACUCAAGUUAGUAGAAUCUGUUCAUUCCACGACAAGCCAAAUCUUUGAAAGAUCAGACGAAAUAUUCGGCAUUGGGUUGGAAACUUUUGACAAAAGGGAAAUAACUAACGAAUUAACAGAGCCACAAAGUGAUUCUAAUAACCAUGCGACCCCUGUGAGUCACUCUGCUGCGAUUGACAUAUUGAACAAGGCACAGUCAAACAUGGCUACGUUUCAAAGCCUACCCAAUCUUAGUAAUUCAGGAACAGAAGUGUCACAUCGUCACUUUUCUGAUUUAAACGCGUCAGUAACUUUGUUUUCUAACGUUGAACUCAGUACGGAUCGAGAUGUCAUCGAGCACGAUAAACGGAUAGACGACAUUUUGAAGAACUGGUCAAUGUCCCGGGAGCAUAUUCCCAGAGAUGGAGAUUGGUGUUUUCGAGCUGUGGCAAGGAACAUUAUUCGCAUUACAAGGACAGGAGAAAUACAUUGUCAAGUGGUUGAGCAUUUAACUAAUCUCGGUCUUUUCAAACAGAGCGAAGACAGUUUAGUCACCAAACUGAGAGAAUUAACCAUUUCAGAGUGGUCAGGAGGAAACAGGCAACACUAUGAAAACUUCCUAACCACUGACAAUUUUGAAAACGAAGUUGAGCGGUUUUCCCAUCGUGGUUAUUUUACUGGAGAGCUGGGAAAUCUUAUGGUUCUAGCCAUGGCUAACUUUUUAAAAAUGCCAAUUGUGAUCUUUUCAUCUCUGGAAAACUUCCCAACUAUUCCUAUACUGCCACGUCAACAGUCACGUGGUAUGCCUCCCUUGUUUAUAUCAUUUAAUGCUGCUGGUUGUGGGCACUACGACUACUUCUGUCGAGAAAAUUAUCUCUCGGAGCCAAGAGAAAAGAUAGGCGAAGAAAUAAAGAAGGAAGAAAAACGAGCUUAA